Molecule: messenger RNA, 1330 nt
Organism: Hyaena hyaena (striped hyena)
Lineage: Eukaryota; Metazoa; Chordata; Mammalia; Carnivora; Hyaenidae
Gene: BLOC1S4
Product: biogenesis of lysosomal organelles complex 1 subunit 4
Exons: 1
Coding region: 38-691 (217 amino acids)
Cellular component (GO): BLOC-1 complex
Source: RefSeq, a predicted model, not a curated record
GGCCGGAAGUCGGGCGGGAGCGCGUCCCCAGCGGGCGAUGGAGGGGCCUCCGGCGGACCGUGGGCUGUCGCGCGAGGGGUCGGCGGAGGAGGCCGAGCUCCAGGGAGCUGCCUGGAGCGGGGACAGCGGCAACGUGUCGCAGAGCCACAGCAGCGCCUCGGGGCCGUGGGAGGAUGAGGGCCCAGAGCCGGGCGCGCCGGGCCGCGACCUGCCGCUGCUGCGCCGCGCCGCCGCGGGCUACGCCGCCUGCCUGCUGCCCGGAGCCGGGGCGCGGCCCGAGGUCGAGGCCCUGGACGCCAGCCUGGAGGACCUGCUCACCAGGGUGGACGAGUUCGUGGGCAUGCUGGACAUGCUGCGCGGGGACUCCUCCCACGUCGUCAGCGAGGGCGUGCCUCGCAUUUACGCGAAGGCCACCGAGAUGCGGCGGGUCUACAGCAAGAUCGACCGACUCGAGGCCUUCGUGGCGAUGAUCGGCGCCAGCGUGGCCAGGAUGGAGGAGCAGGUGGCCAGGGCGGAGGCCGAGCUGGGCGCCUUCCCCAGCGCGUUCCGGAAACUGCUGCACACGAUCGCCGCGCCCUCCUUCUUCAACAAGGCGCCCUCCGGCCGGGCCCCGCAGAGCGGCUACGAACCCCCGGUCCUGUUUCGGACCGAGGACCACUUUCCCUGUUGCAGCGACGGACCUCAGAUCUGAGGCCGCCGGACGGCCCUGCAAGGGCACGCUCGCCGCCUGAGACGGUCUCGAGUGUUCCAUCGGUGGGGAGUUCCGCGGACUGACACCCACGACGUUGGAGCCUGGCACAUUUGUCUUUUGCACACUCCUAUUUCCCGCUAUCUUCAUGAUGCGUAAGGAUGUAUGGUUUUGUGUGUCUUGCAGGGCUAAACUGAGGACGGCUUGGUCCGGGGGUGGGGGCGUCGGAGAAGAAAAUCGAGCUUUUUUCUGUGCCCUGUGGCAGAACUGUUGUUUUUCUGGGUUUUACAGCUCAACUGACAGUAAAAACUUUUCCAAGUUGAUAGGUUUUAUACUCUUAAGAAAAACUGCUGAGCUGUUCAGGUCUUGUUAAUGUUCGAUCUAGUAGUGAUUCCAUGUUCUGUAGCUUACUUUUAGCGUAGAUGGUAAGUUAUUUCACUUUAUAUUAAACCUUACAUAUCAUGGGUUGUAAGCGAAGGAAAUGAUAGAGUCCCUGAGAUGUAUUGAUUUAUCUCAUCGAAUUCUGAAGUCGUGUUUGAAAGUAUGCCCCCACAAUCUUCGUUUGUCCUCGGCAAACAAGUUUAUAUGUGGUUGCCAACAUUUGGUUUAUAAUUUAAAUAUUAAUAAAAAAUUUGCAUUUUA